Messenger RNA from Mercurialis annua (annual mercury), 865 nucleotides. Its product is annotated as putative germin-like protein 2-3. Bases 65 to 718 code for a protein of 217 amino acids. Lineage: Eukaryota; Viridiplantae; Streptophyta; Magnoliopsida; Malpighiales; Euphorbiaceae. The record is from RefSeq and is a predicted model, not a curated record. The transcript has 2 exons. Gene Ontology annotation, cellular component: cell wall. Gene Ontology annotation, molecular function: manganese ion binding.
AAUAUUCAUAAACUGAAAACAUCUCGCCCCAUUGUAGUAGAAUAUCAAAUUUUAUUUUUGAGUUAUGUCUACCAAAAGUAGCAUUGUAUUAUUUGCAGCACUUGUUUUUAGUUUCUCCCUUGCUGCUGCAUCAGACAUUAGUCCUCUCCAAGAUUUCUGUGUGGCAAACUCCACUAGCCAAGUGCUAGUGAAUGGACUGUCAUGCAAGGAUCCAAAGCUAGUGGAAGCAAAUGAUUUCUUCUUGGGAGGGCUACACAUAGCAGGCAACACAUCGAACCCAGUAGGUUCAAGAGUGACUCCCGUCGCAGCAACUCAAUUACCAGGACUCAACACUCUUGGCAUUUCCAUGGCUCGUGUAGAUUAUGCGCUAACCGGUAUGAAUCCUCCGCACACGCACCCACGAGCUACCGAAAUCCUGACCGUUCUAGAGGGUACACUUGAAGUAGGGUUUGUAACAUCUAACCCCGAAAAUCGGCUUAUUAUGAAAGUUAUUAACAAAGGCGACGUGUUUGUAUUUCCGGUUGGUUCGAUUCAUUUCCAGAGAAAUGUCGGACAAUGUAACGCGGUUGCUAUUGUUGCUCUAAGUAGCCAAAACCCGGGCGUAAUCACAAUCGCUAACGCAGUUUUCGGCUCGAAGCCUGACAUCUUAUCGGAUAUUCUUGGAAAAGCUUUUCAAGUUGACAAGAAUAUUGUUGCUCAACUUCAAGCGAAGUUUUGAAGAAUGAGUUGGUGUAUACUGCCAAGAAAUUGAUUAUGUUUCAAUAAAUUGAACUAGGCUUAUCUUUUAAUUAAUAUUUGAUUGUGGAGUUGUCAUGAGAAUCAUUUACAUUUUCAAAAUUUUGUUGUUGUUUAGAGGCUGCAGAAA